Molecule: messenger RNA, 5270 nt
Organism: Centropristis striata (black sea bass)
Lineage: Eukaryota; Metazoa; Chordata; Actinopteri; Perciformes; Serranidae
Product: kinesin-like protein KIF16B
Exons: 4
Coding region: 1924-2247 (107 amino acids)
Molecular function (GO): phosphatidylinositol binding
Source: RefSeq, a predicted model, not a curated record
GAUGUGUUCGAACUUGAACAGCCCGAGUGUGCACCUUCAGUUGCACUUGCAAAACCAAUCCGUGCACCGUUAAUUAAUCAGAAUUGGUUCUUUUUUAGCAUGCCAUGAUGCAGCCACAAACCUGCGUAAAGGCUAAUACAUACUCCGCAAGAACAGAGGAUUUGAAUUCGAUGUGUGCUGCAGUGGGAGGGCCCUAUGAGGAGUUCUGCAGUGGAGUUUCUUGUGAAGUAUGAAAUGUCCUGGCCAGAAAUAACUCUGUUCUUGUUCUUGCCACCUUGAGAACAAAAACAAAUUUCUCUGUUCUUGUAGAGUAUGUAAAGGGCUUAAGUGCCCAUAGAUGCUCGGGUUGGGCUGAUGGACAAUGCCAUCAUCCAUCGCCGACCAGCUUUGUGUUUAAAAAGUCCUGCAUCCACACCUACACCUGAGCGUGUGUCUGUGUUGGCAUUUAUUAAGUGCUUAAAAAGUAACAAUUCUGAUUAAUUUAAUGGUGCACAGACUGAUUUCAUAAGUGCAGCUGAAGGUGCACACUCUGUUGUCACAUCAACGGAUCUAAAGUAGAAGAUAGUUAAUUAAAUUGUUAAAGAACGCACUUAUUUUUACAAUCUAUCUACCAGUGAACUAAUUUCUGGUGAAAUAAUUAAUAUGAUUGAUGUUGAUGAAUUUCAAUGGUGCACAUUAAAGCCCCUGUAGUGGGGUUUGUGCCAGUACGAUUUGAUCAGUUUGGAUGACAAUAUUAUUGUCCAACCCAACCCUGUUAGAUGCUCCUUUGGUGGAUAAAAUGGGAUGCAGCGCCGUCCCAGAAAACAAGAAGAAGUAUUCUCUGGGGUGGCCUAAAAAAAGGAAAACAUAUUAGUACUCUAGGUUGCCCCACAUGCUGAAAAGCUUUCUGCAAGCUGGUGCCGCCCUUUUUAUUUUUAUUCACCCCUCAGACAACCAGAGUCCUCCACUGAACCUGCUGCUGGUGUUGAUGAGGGGUGAGGUUUUAAAAAAUGACAACGUUGUGCUCAGCCAUCGGCCCAACCCCUGAGUCCAAAAUAAAGAGAGAAUUAAAACAUAAAUACAUUAUUGGUCACCUUCAUUCAGGAACAUUUAUCGAGACAAUAUAAUAAUUCAGUGAUUUGAAAAAAGUUGAAAAUCAGACACAUCUAAAGGUAGUUUUAGAAUAUUUUAAAAAACAUUUUAUGAACUUUUCAGUCUGUUCAUAUGUAAAUUGUGUGAUUUGGCCACUUUGCCACAAAAUCCCAAAGAUUGUCCACUGAAAUGAGAAAGCACUGUUGAUGUGUGUUAACUGUCAUUUCUGUAGUUUAUAUGUUGUCACAAUGAAGGAAAGAAGAGAGAGUUACAUUUGUUUUGGCUUUGUUUAGUCAUGUUGAUGGCUCUUUAUGAUUCUUGUUUGAUUUGAAAAAAAUCUUGGUUCAAAGGGAAAAUGUUAAUGUCACACAAAAUUUUGCAGCGGCACUUUAAGAAAAAAAUGAUUGAAAAUAUGAGGAUUUAUUAUGACGUGAAUUGAUUUCAGAUUAAUAAGAUCAGUGCAAUAUGUGCCUUUAAAAAAAAAAAAAAAAAAAAAUGUACAAUGAGAACAUGUUAAUUUUGUGAGAACUGUAAUAAAGAUUCUAUGAUUGUUUUUGUCUGAUUAUAUUUGUCCAUCACACUAAAUUAUUCUCAAAUCAAGUUCAUGAAAUUGUUUCAGGACAAGUACUGUAAUUUUUCCUGAGUCGACCCUUUACUCUCCACCUCCUUUCUUCUUCUCCUCCUCCUCUGUUUCCUGUCUCCUGGUGACUUCCUCUGCAGCACCUGGUCUCUCGUCCUCUCGGUUCGAGCUCCGACGGCCUUCAGGAUCCCGUUAAAAUUAGCAUUCCUCGUUACGUUCUCCGCGGGCAGGGGAAGGACGAGCACUUUGAGUUCGAGGUGAAGAUCACUGUGAUGGAAGAGACAUGGACCGUGUUCAGACGUUACAGUCGCUUCCGGGAAAUGCACAAGAGCCUCAAAUUAAAGUAUCCGGAGCUGGCGGCUCUCGAGUUUCCUCCCAAGAAACUGUUUGGAAACCGCGAUGAGCGGAUGGUCGCCGAGCGCCGGAAUCACUUGGAGCGUUACCUGAGGAACUUGUUCCGGGUGAUGCUGUCGUCCUCGGGCUCUCCUCUGCGAGCCGACGCAGACGCCUUCCACCUCACCAAACACGCCAUCUGUGAGUUCUCCCCGUUCUUCAAGAAGGGCAUCUUCGAGUACAGCAGCCACGGCACCGGCUGACCGCGCUGCAAACUCCCCAAACCAAAAGGGAAAAUAAAAAAAACUGCUUGGUGCCUUUGCUCCCGGGGCCCUCUGCUCGGCUGCAGGAGGUCAGAGAAGAAGGUCAGUUUUUCCUCUCCAGCCUCCUGAAGGUCUGAAACCCGCCAGGCCACGAUCAGCUCCGAGGCCACGUGGAAACUUUCUGGCAACGUAGGAAAAAUUCAGCGCUCUGUUUUAAAGAGUUUCUACGUUACAGCAAUAAACAGCAAUAUUAAGUAUAUUUACAGGAUAUUUAUUAAUAUAACCCCAUCAUGUGACAUGUGCUGUGCAACUCUAAAAGUAGAACAAAACAUUAACGCUGCCGGGGUCGGGGGUUCGAUUCCCCGUGAAGCUCUGCGGCUGAACUAAACGAGCCUGAGUAAUGCUGAGUUCACACUACCUGACUGUAAAGCUCGCCACUGUUCACACGCUGCAACAUGAGUGUCUGUGGUGAGGAGCGGGUCGACCACAGGGACGGCUCGAGCUUACCACAAAGAAAAUAUGGUCAUGGAAAAAAUUAUUAGACCGCCCACAUUUUUAAUGGUUUUCUUGAUAAUAACCAAAAUCAUUAUCAAGAAACCCAUGCAAAAUGUCUAGAUAUCAGCUCUAAAAUUAACAACAAAAAUAGCUGAUAAGAGUUUAUCAUUAUAUUUGUCAAAACAAAUGUACCUUUAGUUGUACCAGGCAUUAAAAUGAACAAGAAAAUGAACAAAACAAGGGUGGUCUAAUAAUUUUUUCCAUGGCGUAUUUCUUUCUAUUCUUGGUUGGAGGAACUGGAACAAAACAGAAUUUCACUCAAAAAAGUAUUUCCGAUUCGGAUUCUAAAACAGCUAGCCUGGGUGUACCCAGACUGCCUUGCGUGCUCGAUUUCAUUUCGAACUGCGAAAGGGUCUGGAAACCAGAGAGCUUUCUUAGCCCUGUUUUAGGGAUCCAAUCACAGAGCGGGGAGGGACGGAGAGACGAUUACGCGUACUACCCGGCAGACGGAAGCUUGUAGUUUUCUCUCGGAUCCAACAUGGCUGCAGCAGACGCGAAACUCUCUUUAGCUGUAGAUGGUGUUUUAAAUAGUUUAGAGCGAAAGUUGAAAGGCGAAAGGUCUCUCGGCGGCUCUGCUGUCCCCCGGCUCGUAGCGAGAUCACCGGCGUUACAGUAGCGGGGCUAUUAGCCGUACACACAACAACAUACAGUUUAAACGCUGUAUGUUGUUGUGGAGCAGAAAGUUUAGAAAAGACGUAUUGAUAAAUGUCUACGUGUAAUUCAGUUAAAAUACCCCGCGCUGUGUCUCCAUGCUGUAGCUCCAGAUAUUUCAGCAUACUGGCUGUCUGUAACAUGUCUGCGAUGCAUCAGCAGGUGGCGUCUUUGAACGGCUCACACACGGUGCUCUCCCUCCGAGCCAACAGCAGAUUUGAGCCGUGACUCUUGUUGCCGAGCUCCAAAAACCUUCAGCGAGGACAAAGCGAGAGCUGAAGUCGUGUCGUGUGAACCAGCCACAACUUGAGUUCAGUUUAUUCUGCAGGUUUCAUCCACUGCUGAAACAUUUAGCUGAUUAAAGGGGAUCUGUUCUUCUUUUCUUUCAUAAAUAUAUCGUUACAAUGUCGGAUUUUCAAAUUAAAGGUGGCAAAAAGUUUCAAAUAAAGUUUAGUGGAGAGUAUGAACCUGAUAAAGAGCACAACAGGUCCUCUUUAAUGAAACAGGGCAAGAUAAAUGCACAUUCAUCAGUUUCUGCUUUGUAAAUGUGCCGUUUUUCAUCAUGAACAGAAAACCUUCAGACUGUUAGAUAAAACAUGUGAAGACAUUACCUCUGGGAAAUGAUGUCGGGCAUUUUUUCACUCAUUGCUAACAUUUUAUAGACUAAACAAUCCAUUUUAUAGAGACAGAAACAAGGAAACAAUAAUGGUAGUAAUCAUUAAUUGCUGUUUAAUUACAUGGACGUGGAUCUGUUCGAGGCAUUAACAGUUUGAAUCAUGUUAAACUCUUGCGAGUGACGAACUUUCUAAAGCUAGAGUCCAAAUAUAGUCUUGUUGUCAGACUGUUGUUGUUUGUAGAAACAGACACUAAAACUGCUGAAACCGGCCGCAUGACGCUGUUUUUAGAGGCAGGUGCACAUGUGAACAUUGUUAUUAUUCGUCCUGAUCUUAUCGACCGCUAAGAACUUCUGAAUGUGGUUCAGUGGAAAAGUUGGAGGGUUAAAUACACACUACAGGUGAAAACAUGAAACUUCCCCACUUUGAUUAAGACAAUUCUCUUUUGUAUUAUAAGUUGCUUCAGCUCCAAAAAAAAAUCUAUUUCAAUAUUCAAAUGAGGCAUUGUCUUAAGUAUGUUGAGAAUAGAAAUCUGAACACAUUAUAUCAGAUGAAAGCAGGAGUGGACGCAGCGUUCAUGGAAUAAUCCCAAAGAUUGUUACCGUGCCAACAAAUUCCCAAAUUUGUCUUAUUUCUUCUAAUUUAGUUUUUUCUCGCCACAUUUUGACCUGAGAGCAUUUUGGGGGAUUUUGGAGGCUUCAUCCGCAAAGUUUGGAAGGAGUUUUCAGGCUCUUCUGUGCUUCAAUGUUUCAUUUUAUUAAUUUAUUGCAGGGAUUGUUGCUUUUUAAACAACUGCAUCAGAAUUCAAAUUAAAUUCUGUGGAAGUUUGUUUACAUUUUUUAGGAGGAGAAGAGUGUCGUUUGCUUUUUCUGUAUUCUCACAAAAUUCAAAAACCUCUGUGAACGAUCAGAGUCUAGCACGUUUUCCUCAAGUACGCAGAGAAAAGUAACAAUUUCAGAGGGAAUAUUUUGUCCUCAACGAUAAUUAUUUCCGAGCUGAUUUUUUAUUUCCGUUUUCCAUUGAGCGACUGGAUCCUGAAGUCUUCCGCUGUGUGCAAACAUGAUCAGCUGAUCGCUUCUUUCAUAAGCCAUACUGUAUGUACAUAGAGUGUAAAUGUUGAUGUUCAUAGUUUUUCUAUAUGAUUUACUUGUAUGCAAUGUAAACUAUUGACAUUGAAUGUCAGUAAAGGGAAUGUACCACAAA